Molecule: messenger RNA, 1329 nt
Organism: Ostreobium quekettii
Lineage: Eukaryota; Viridiplantae; Chlorophyta; Ulvophyceae; Bryopsidales; Ostreobiaceae
Source: the annotation of a GenBank genome assembly
GGUUCCUCUGUGGCCAAGCUCAAUUCAAUCAUUGCAGAAGUUGAGGAGCUGAUAAAGGAUGAAUGUAUGCUGUACAACAAGAAAAAGCUGGUGUUUCUAUAUCAGCAGAUGGAGAAGAUCCAAAAGUUGGAGGAUGCAGCAGUUCAGAAAAUGGAAGAGAGGGCUCCAGAGGCAUUUGAAUCUCUCACAGAGACUUUGCAAUUGGGUGUGAAGCUGAUCAGACAUCAUGCAAACGUGUGCGCAUGUCACUUUUGGUAUCCCAUCAGAGAGGUCAAGUGCCUUGUUGAGAAAUAUUGCCAGGACUUCCGCACCUCUGUUUGCAAGCUGGACUGUAAAAUCUAUAAAGAUAUCGAGUGCAAAAUCCCCAAAGAAGAUGUUGCUGAGGACAAAAAAAUGUUUGAAAUGAUCUUGAAAUACAUACUGGAGGAUGCAGACCCUAUGAUGGAAGACACAUGCAAGGAGUGGGAGCAUGUAAAGGACAGAAUGGCUGACCUGUUGGACAAAAUGCAGCCCAUCAGCGAUGAAGAAAUUCCCAUGCAGGAUGAGGAGAGUGACGACGAUGGGGUGUAUGAAGCACAGUGGGAAGGAGAAAACGUACUGGUCAAAAGGCAAGCUCCUGCCUCCAGCAGACUUGAAGGUUUGGAGAGAUUUGGUAAGGUUUGUUCAUUUCUUGCUCUUCACAACUGCAAAGAGCAUGCCCAGAUGGCUGGUGUGCUCGCCAUCACCAAGUCAGGCUCAAUAGUGAUGAAAGGGGGAGAGGCAGAUUUGGUCAAAUGGUACAAGGCCCUGGACAGCAGUUUGUCAUGGCAUUUGAGGCUUCACGUCCUGUGGCAGGCCUCAACCGCCUUGGGCAAGCUGCACGACGAUCCCAUUCCGCUCGUCCACUCUAGCUUGAAGACGAAGAACUUUGUGGUGGACGACGUUGAGAGCGAAGAGCCGCACGUCAUACUCUGUUGCUUUGAACCGAUGAGUUGUCGGGAAGAUGCCCAGAAGAUUGAGUAUCAUCAGCCAAAGAGGACCCUGUAUGAUGCCCCAGAGCUGCACAGGGGAAAGCCUUCCACUGUCCAGAGUGACGUCUACAGCUUUGGUGUGGUUGUAUGGGAGCUCGCUGUGCAGCUGCCCCCACAGCAAAUGACUUCUGGUCAGCUGGGCAUUCGUCCUGAAAAACUACUUAACAGGCUUCCCGAUGAUUGCCCGCAAGGGUUGACAUCACUAAUCAAGAAAUGCUUGUCGCCUGAGCCCUCAAAGAGGCCAAGGAUGUGUGAACUGCAAAGUCAAUUGCUUGACCUCAAGAAACAGUUCGAUCGUCGAAAUGUGUCUGCUGUCUGA